UAACGAAGAUAAGCACUAGAAGCAGAAAGAGAACGAAGAAGAUCAAAAUAACAAGAAAUGAAGUGGAAAAAAGAGAAGCUAGACGUGAUUUUAGUUCCAAUUGGGAUAUUGAUGAUGUUUGGGUAUCAUCUUUGGUUGCUUUUUAAAUAUCUCAGAAAUUCCAAAAGCACUGUUAUUGGUUUUGAGAAUCAUUGCCAAAGAGUUUGGGUUUGCAAACUUAUGCAGAUUGAUGCAAUGAACAGAGGUCCAGCAUUCACAGUCAUGAACAGCACAAUAGUAGCAGCAAAUUUCAUGGCAUCAACCUCCCUAACCCUUAGCUCCUUAAUGGGUACAUGGAUUGCAAGCUCCUCAAACAGCGAAACAAUCUCGAUUAUAAUCUAUGGAGAUACCGGUUCAUCCAUCAUUGCACUCAAAUAUAUCAGCAUUCUCUUAUUUUUCUUACUCGCUUUCGCUUGUUUCAUCCAAUCUUCGCGGUGUUAUGUUCAAGCUAAUCUCCUUCUAAGCAUGCCUAAGGCUCAAGUCCCUGAAGAUUUGGCUGUCGACGCCUUGAUUAAUGGUCGAAAUUUCUGGCAGGUUGGAUUAAGGGCUGUUUAUUUUGCUAUAACUAUGUUAAUGUGGAUUUUUGGACCUAUUCCUAUGGUGGUUUCUUCGGCUUCUAUGGUUGCGGUUUUGUAUGUUCUUGAUUCGAAUACGAAAUACUUGUUGCCUGAUUUUAGCAAGCCAAGUGUGAAUGAAGAUAAGAAAAGGAAACGUUUCGAUGAGCGAUUCGAGCAGCGUGAGAUGCCUGUUGGUAGUAGUGAACUUCAAGUUAAUGCUGCUAUUAACACUGCGCUGUUGUCUGCUGCUGCUAUUUGAUGGUAUUGGUGUGCUUAAUAACUCGUUCAAUGUAGGAUGACUAUUUAAUUACAUGUUAGUUUAACGAAUGUUGUAGAUUUACUUGUAUGGAUCUUUGUAAUAUUAUAGUCAAAUUUGUGUCAAGGAAUCAACUUAAUCAAAAGUUUAAGCUGAUGGUUGAGGC
Molecule: messenger RNA, 1018 nt
Organism: Amaranthus tricolor (Joseph's coat)
Lineage: Eukaryota; Viridiplantae; Streptophyta; Magnoliopsida; Caryophyllales; Amaranthaceae
Exons: 2
Coding region: 58-855 (265 amino acids)
Source: RefSeq, a predicted model, not a curated record